Hemibagrus wyckioides is the source of this 3660-nucleotide messenger RNA. RefSeq names its product vascular endothelial zinc finger 1 (gene maza). Gene Ontology annotation, biological process: regulation of transcription by RNA polymerase II. The coding region runs from base 1153 to 2724 and encodes 523 amino acids. Gene Ontology annotation, molecular function: DNA-binding transcription factor activity; RNA polymerase II cis-regulatory region sequence-specific DNA binding. The record is from RefSeq and is a predicted model, not a curated record. NCBI's taxonomy places the organism in Eukaryota, Metazoa, Chordata, Actinopteri, Siluriformes, Bagridae. The transcript has 9 exons.
ACGAGCCGAGGAUCCGUGUCCUGUGUAGAGAGACGAGUUCGGUCGUGAGCGAACAGCAAGCUGAUGUUUUAUAUGUAGCCAUCGUGAUUUCAUUUGGGAUUUUGCGUCGGCCAAAUAAUACUUGUCUGGUCGGCAAGGGGGAGGGCGAAAGAGAGAGAGGGAGAGAGAGAGAAAGGGAGAGGAAAAGAGGACGACGGCUCGGGAGAAGAAACACACACACACACACACACAUACACAUACACAUACAUACACACACAUCGGGCCGGAGGAGGGGACGAGGACAGAGAGGGGGGAGUUCACUCCAAAUGCUAUCCCUUUAAAACAAGGGGGACACGGCGGUGGGGGAAGAGAGCGAUAGCGGCGCGGAGAAGACGGGAUAAAAAAAGAAAAGGGAAGAAAGAGCGAGGGCGGGAGGGAGCGUGUUACAAGGGAGAAAAAAAAAAAAGAAAGAUGUCAUCCUCUCGAUUGAAAUGCCGAGGCGGAGCCAUGGACCACGACCGACGAAGCGACUCACCAGACAGGGAUGAGAUUUAACGCAACACCGAGGCUCUCUCACAGGCCCUGAAGGCGAAACCUUAGCUACAAUAAAAUAGGCUGCUUUUUUAUUCUCCCAUCCCGAGCGACUGCCAACGUCAAACUCAUUGUUUUUGGUUUUUUUCUUUUUCAACGUUGGGUGUUCUUUUGCAUGAAUUAUUUGCACAUGACUGUCUUAUUUAUAAGCCACUAUUCCAACUACAACAACAACAAAAAAAGCAUUACAUGUAAUGUAUUGUAUAAAGCAUGAGAACUAUGACUUGUUUUAAUCUGCGACUGUGGCUCUGUGUUCGUGGGGAGAAGAGUGUUGAUGUGAUCUAGACUAUGUUUCAUUUUCUGUUCAAUUUUUUUUUUUUGUCAUUGUAAAAUCCAUUUUCGCGUUGUGAAUGAUUAAGGUCACAGCGUUUUCAGUCCAUACUCCAUCAUUCUUCCUGGUACUGGGUUACUUUUAGCUGGAUCAUUUCGCCUUAUAUAUAAAAACAGCACAGAUCUAGGGAGACCUUUUUUUUUUUUAGAGGAUUCACUUCAAAGGGGAUCUAAAAGGGAGAUCGGUACCUCCGACGUAACUGUUUCAAGUGUCGUCACACCCACGUCAUUUCCGCCACCGACUCCUUCAAGAUGGACGCCGCUUGGAGCAAUUUCCUCUUUCAGACCCCGCCUUCACAGUCCCAAACUGAGAGCACCCUCCAAUCAGAUCUUCUGCCGGAGCUCACGGACGCGCCUCAGGACACGCCCAGCGAGCACAUAGCCCCGCCCCCAUCUACAGUGGACACAGCGGCGCUGAAUGAGGAGCCGGAGCCAGAGCCAGUUAAGCCUGUGUCUCGGCCUGCCCGACCUGCUCAUAUAUGCUCCAUAUGCAACAAGCAGUUUAAGAACAGCUAUAACUUGCGUCGCCACCAGUCGGUCCACACUGGAGUGAAAAUGAAAGACAGAGCAGCUCGAGAGAAGGUGGACGCAGGGAAGGCAGGUCAGCGAGUGGAGAGGCAAACAAUUCCUCUUUCCCUCCUCCAGCUCUCCAUUCCUGCCCCGAUCACAGUGGCUACCGAUUCUAUGAUCCACCCUUCCCCCAUCAACAACCAACAGGUGGAGACAGUCGCUGUAUCCAUCACUCCAGCAACGGUUGCCAUGACAGCAGCUCAGCCUCUCCCUGCUGCUGUAGUGGUUACUGGGACAAUGGUGCAGGUUGGCUUGACUGGAUAUUCACAGACACUGAUGUCCGAUGAUGUGUGUUUGAAGUCAAAAGAAGAGUAUUUUCAUGCUGCGCCAACCAACAACACUGGAGAGAACCCCAGCCUUCCCAGCCCAAUUCAGAUCUCAAUCCCAAUCACAAACCCACAUCCUAUUCCUACUCCAAGUCCCAACCCUAACCCCAGCCCCAACCCAAACCCUAACCCUAACCCAGUACGGAAGAACCAUGCAUGUGAGGCAUGCGGGAAGGCUUUCCGGGACGUGUACCAUCUGAAUCGGCACCGGUUGUCCCACUCGGAUGAGAAGCCGUACUCUUGUCCCAUCUGCCAGCAGCGUUUUAAGAGGAAGGAUCGGAUGAGUUACCACGUCAGAUCCCACCAGGGUGGAGUGGAGAAACCAUACGUGUGUCCUCAUUGUGCCAAGGGUUUCUCACGGCCUGACCAUCUUAACAGUCAUGUGCGGCAGGUGCACUCCACAGAGAGACCCUUCAAGUGUCCGACGUGUGAGUCUGCGUUUGCCACAAAGGACCGGCUGCGUGCUCAUAUGAUCAGACAUGAGGACAAAGUUCCAUGCCAUAUUUGCGGCAAACUGCUCUCUCCUGCUUAUAUCACGGAUCAUAUGAGGGUCCACAACCAAUCCCAGCAUCAUGUGUGCCACUUGUGCAACCGAAGCUUUACCACACUGACGUAUCUGCGUGUCCAUGCUCAAAAACACCACGGGCAAGAGUGGAAAGAGAGCAGCAUGGGUCGUGGCUCGGGCCCCGGUGGUGUGCUGUUGUGUCAACUGUGUGGGGUCCACUGCAAGACUCCCACCCAGCUUCAGGGCCACAUGGCCACACAUGCCAACCAGGCGGACCCUACGGUACCAGACCCCAUCAGCAGCAGCAGCAGCAGCACUUUAGUGGGUACAGUUUCCACAGCAACCCCAGUCUCCAGCCCUGCAGCCACUGUGGGCCUGCUGGUGACUGACUGCUCUAGCAUCGCUGCCCAGAGCCACAGCUAACCCCAGGCUUCAGGGGCAUAGAUGGGGAAGGGCAGGGGAAGAUAUAGCACAGCAGCAAACUCACCAGGCUGCUUCUUCGUAUGAAAAGGUUGCUUUGGAAAUGUUGCAUCCUCCUCCAUCUGUGCUGCCUCAGAGCCUGCAAGCAGUCAGCAUGAGCUAACUGACUUUUUAACAGCAAGUCUCAAGAAAUCAUUUGUUCAAUUCAAACUAUCACAGACUCCUGGCCAGUCCCACUGGCUCUGCUUGAUUUGCUCUACUUCGAUAACUGUUCUACGAAGACGGACAGUUGGAUUAAGUGGUGCAAUGCUUGCUAGUUACGUCAAUGGCUUCCCAAGGGAGAGGCUGUGACGGUGUGAAGGCUGUCAAGUGUUGUCCCACUUUAUUUAUAACCUGUCUCUCAUGAUCAGGAAUCUAGAAUGUUGAGAAUGAUUAACUAUUUUUAGCUAUCCAAUUGAUACCCAGUAUAAGUUACCUUCAGUAUUUUAAUAAAACAGCCAAAUAGGAUCAGGUAACUCACCCAUAUUCCAGCACAUUAAAGCAGCCCUCUGUGUAGGUGAGCUGCAGCUGUGAGAAAAGGGGCUUACAAUGAUGUAUCAUUUCCUGCCAUAAAUUCCUGAUGCCUGUAAACCAUUCAUUUAGAGUUAAAUGUACAACAUAGGAGUCACUUGUAUUGUUCAUGUGUGGAUAUAAUUAACUAUUGUUGAAUAUCUUUUUUCCAAGGAAUCUCAUUGAUGUUAAUUUAUCUUUAAGCUUUUGACUAAGGAUGUGGACGCUGGAUGUCGCUUGAGAAGCUACAUAAUGCUCUAUCCUUUGACCCAUGUUUGUGUUUGAAGCUUUGUUGAACGCCAAAACUUUGUUGCUGUCGCUGUGACAAUAUCUAAAUUAAUCAAUGUACAAAUGACAAACGUGCACCUAAUUAUACUUACUUUAACUAAA